Molecule: messenger RNA, 555 nt
Organism: Populus euphratica (Euphrates poplar)
Lineage: Eukaryota; Viridiplantae; Streptophyta; Magnoliopsida; Malpighiales; Salicaceae
Product: pentatricopeptide repeat-containing protein At2g15690-like
Exons: 4
Coding region: 1-555 (184 amino acids)
Biological process (GO): RNA modification
Molecular function (GO): protein binding; RNA binding
Source: RefSeq, a predicted model, not a curated record
AUGGGUUUGUGCUCGGAAGGAAAGGUCAAGGUAGCAACAGAGUCCAUGGGUGGUGAUCAAAAUAUAUCUGCUGAUUAUGGGCGUUUUGUUGCUCUUUUGGAUUCCUCGGCGAAUUUGAAGUCGCUCGAACUGGAUGGACGCCGUAUGUUUGAUAGAAUGCGCGAAAGAAACAUGAGGUCUUGGCACUCCUUGAUAAAUGCAUAUGCCGCAAAUGGGCAGGGAGUUGAUGGUCCAUUGUUUGUUGAGGAAAUGAAAAAAGGUUUGCUACACUUUCUGUCAAUGAGGAUUGAAUACGGUGUUCCUCCUGGGAUCGAACACCAUCUUGGGGUUGUUGAUGUUCUUGGGAAAGCUGGUUUUUCAUAUGAAUCUGAGGAGUUUGUUGAGAGGAUGCCAUUUGAGCCCACGGUUGAGGGCAACGAUAAUAUAGUCCCGUCUUCCCCAAGAAAGAAGUACAAUGCUAGUGAUAUGCUGGCGGAGAAGAGUACGGCCGCUGAAUUUCAGUGCCCAAAACCUUACGAGGGAGAGGUUUAUGAGAUGUGUGAUUCACGACAUUGA